Molecule: messenger RNA, 576 nt
Organism: Penicillium soppii
Lineage: Eukaryota; Fungi; Ascomycota; Eurotiomycetes; Eurotiales; Aspergillaceae
Exons: 1
Coding region: 1-576 (191 amino acids)
Source: RefSeq, a predicted model, not a curated record
AUGGCGCAAGAGAACGCACAACAACACCAACGAGGAAUCUGUUCUACACUUAACAAGAUUCGCUACCUCGCAAUUUACAUCAACGCUAGUCCUCAGCGCCGAGAGACAUUCUACGGCUUCCAGACCCAAAAAGUGAAGCUUGUCCCGAUCCAAGAUGUAAAGACCCGAUGGAAUUCCACAUUCCUUAUACUCCGUCGCGCAAAGAGACUACAGUCUUUCUUUAACCCUUUCUGUGAAGAGUACGCUCGUCUUGAUCUACUACCAGACGCUGAAGAGUGGCGCCAAAUCGACUAUCUUCUUUAUAUCACAGAGCCAUUCUUUGAUUUUACUUUACAACUUUCAAAGACCCGGGAUAUCACUGCAUAUUAUACUUUUAAGAUCUAUAAUAAGCUCUUUGAGCAUCUUGAGAAAUCCACAAAGCAGCUAAGGCGAAAGCGUGUUCUAUGGAAGACUGAAAUGCUUGAUACGCUUACAGUAAGUCGAUUAAAACUCGAUGAGUAUUACGCACAGACUGAUCAUGUUAGAGGGCAUAUCUUUGCGAUCUGCACAAUGCUUGCACCUAUCAACAAGUUUUAA